AUGUUUUGGAGCGGUAAUUUCAUCUUAGUAAGGGAGAUAAAUAAUCUCCUAAAAGAGGAGAAUGUAACACUGGCUCAAGUGUUGGAGGCGGAUAAUAUUCUUCAAGAAUGUAAGGCGGAUAAUAAAGCACUUAUACUUUUCUUAACAAAACCAGAAAUACUAGGAGAGCUUGUGACUCUCAUUACAGAGGAGCCCCCUAAAAAUGUGGAUAUGACAUCACAAUACCGCCAUGCCCACAUUGCUAGUGAGGUCCUCACCAGCCAGAUUAUGAUGUUAAGUGACAGGCUUUCUAUGGAUGUGGUGCAGAUGAAUCGGCUAUGUGACUUUGUUAAUAAGGACCCACCCUUAAACCCCUUACUGGCAUCAUAUUUUAGUAAAACAAUUGAAAUGCUACUUGAGAAGAGUCCUAAACAGGACUGGUACCUGUACCACAUUGUGGUCCACCGUGUUUUGGAUUUUUUCAAGUCAAGACGCGAUUUCCUGCCGAAUCUCUUGCGACAUAUUUCCACAUCAAGUAUUGCUGAUAUCUUUAAAUACUUUAUAAGGCUUGAUGAUCCUUUCAACAAAAUAGUUUUCGAGUGGUUAGAAGAACACCAGUUUCUAGAGAGUCUCAUACAAAUAAUCUGUGGUACUUAUGAGUAUGAAGAAAUACGGCCUGCAAAUAUUACAGACGGAGCGGAGAGGUCGCCUGAACAAACUGAGAAAGGCCAGCAUGAGACUAGUGAGAAAGUUGAAUUGAAUCAUAAACAGGAGAACAAAAAUGAGUCAAUGGAGAAUGUGGCAGACUUGAAUUCUACAGAAGAAGAAAAGUUAAGCCGGGAAAAAAGGCGUAUCGCGGAAGCGGGCCGUGCAUCUGCGAACGCAGCAGCUCUACUGUGUGAUUUAUUGCUGGGGGCCUGUGAUCCCCCCGGGUACUCUGUACUGGUCAAAGACGAAAGUGAGCAUGUGGUGGCACGGCGCAGGGCGGCGACUGCGUGGCGGCUGGUGGCACGUCUGCGCGGCGCGGCGUGCGUGCGCUUGCUGCUGCAGGGCAUGUUCACGUCGCCGCCGGCCGCGCGUCGCCACGCCGUGGUCAACGGCUGCCAGCUGCUGUUGGCGCUGCUGCCGCACGACUCCGCGCCCGCGCCCGAUCCUGGAAAUGACGGUGGAGGCGAAAGUUCAGAGGAGAGUGCGAGCGUGCAACGAGCCGUGGCACCGCACCUGCCACUGCUACACCAGGCGCUGCUGCGCCCGCCCACGCCUCCGCCAUCAGAGGCACCGGUGGCACCCGAGGCACCACCGGUGUCCGAGAUACUGGCGACUACUGCGGCACCGGUGACACCCGUGGCAACGGAGACACCCGUGGCAACGGAGACACCCGUAGCAUCAGUGACACCCAUAGCACCGGAGGCAUCUGCGGCACCACCGCCGGUAACGUCUCUCUCUGCUGACGUCAAUAUGACAAGCAAUGAAGAAGAGUCAAAAGACACAGAGAACAAAGAGAGAAGUGAAGGUAUGGAGCAGAAAUCGAAGGAGGACAGUGAUAGCGAACAUCAAAACAAACCAGACGCAGUAGAAAACAGCAUCGAGCACAGAGACAGAUACAGAGACGCACGAGAGUGCGCAGAGAGGGCUCCGCCAGCGCCGUGCGCUACUCGCAGCGUGGGCUGCGCGCGCGUGCACGUGGCCGCGCUGCUCGCGCAGCUCGCCUUCUCCGAGCUCGAGGACGUGCAUAACGCGUUGCUCACCUUGGGAACACCGGGCGUGCUGAUAGAUAUGUUCUUCGACUACCCACACAACAACUUCCUUCACACGCAAGUCUAUAUCCUCAUACACAAUGCGCUCUCCAACAGAAUUUACGGUGAAAAAUACGCCAAGCAUUUAAUAGAUGAAUGCAAUCUUUUAACAAGGUUAAUGGAUACUUUUGAAGCAAAUGAGAAUUCAAAGAUUGGUGCGGGGUCCAUACGUCGUGGUAAUAUGGGGCACGUAGUACUGGCGCUCCGGCGGCUAGAGGGCUGUGCACCCGCAGAUCCCGCCACAGCGCAGCGCUGGCUCGCCUUCCGCGAGCAAGCGCUGCGCCCGCUGCUGCUGCGCCACGACACACCGCUCGGCGGGUUUUAUCCUUCAGAUAACAUUUACGUGUACUCCGAGGCGUCCGGUGUCAACGAAUCAUUCACUCCGAUGCAGCUCUCCUGCGAUGAAAAUUCACCAAACAGUAAAAAUACUUUCCUGGAGCUAGCGGAUCAGCGGUUCAAUGACGGCACUUGGGAUGACAACGGACAAGCGGAAGCGGAUAACGACGCAGAGGGAGAGGCUGAAGAAGGGAUAGAUCCCGCAGUCGUCGACGAAAUGUUCCAGCAAGUUACCGAUGUCCUCAUGGACAAGGGACACGUGACGUGGGACGCGGCAGAAGACAACGCGACGGACGGCACCGAGUGGGCAAAUUUCGAGGACGCUUUUGCGAACCCCGUUGACCCCUUCGCCCCCGCCACUGAGCAGCACUCCUUCCAGCGACAGGACUUCUCGCCCUUCUGGGCCUACGGCGACCGCGUCGACGCUGAACAUUCUAAUUGCCAAAGCGGCCUGGAACAAUCCAUGCAAGGCAUGAACUUGGGUAACGAGUUCGAAACGAAGCCAAUCGAUGAAGCUGCGACGGCGGAGCUCACGAACAACUUGCUGACCGCCAUGAGUUCGAUGGCGCCUGACGUCAUCGCGGACAUCGUCAGCGCCAUGCCGCGAGCUGACGAGCCACUCGUCGAACCGCGCGCCGUGCAAUCCACCGAACAAUCUACUGAACAAUCCUCCGAACCAGCGAACUCCGAAUCGGCAGCCGACAGGUGA
Molecule: messenger RNA, 2820 nt
Organism: Parnassius apollo (apollo)
Lineage: Eukaryota; Metazoa; Arthropoda; Insecta; Lepidoptera; Papilionidae
Source: the annotation of a GenBank genome assembly